Molecule: messenger RNA, 6939 nt
Organism: Lampris incognitus (smalleye Pacific opah)
Lineage: Eukaryota; Metazoa; Chordata; Actinopteri; Lampriformes; Lampridae
Gene: sema4bb
Product: sema domain, immunoglobulin domain (Ig), transmembrane domain (TM) and short cytoplasmic domain, (semaphorin) 4Bb
Exons: 16
Coding region: 313-2832 (839 amino acids)
Biological process (GO): axon guidance; negative chemotaxis; neural crest cell migration
Molecular function (GO): semaphorin receptor binding; chemorepellent activity
Source: RefSeq, a predicted model, not a curated record
AGUAUCCUUUGGACACACGAGUGAUGGACGAGUCUCCGUACUCACGCCGAAGUUAAAUACGGGAUUUAUUCGGGAGCCGUUUUUCUCUCUCGACUGGAUUUCUUCGAAGUGAGAGGAGGUAAAAAAAAACCCGCCUACGGUUGUUGACCCGCAGCGUACGCAGAUCCUGAAUUAUAGACGUGAUUACUGAAUGGCAGCCGGUUUGGGUUUACCAAGAAUCGAUCGAUGAGAACUACGGCUGGAUGAAAACAGCGAGCCUUUAACUCCGAGAGGACCGCUCUCUGCCAUCUCAAGACUCCACUAACGGAUCGAAUGACCAUGUGGACGUUAGCGUCAGCUGUCUGCUCUCCUAUGGCUGCUGUGCUGCUAUUGGCCAGCUGCCUCCACUCAGCGAUGGCUGCUGCUGAUGAUGUCACGCCACGCAUCAGUUUCCCAUACAAUGCAAAGGAGAGGUCGGCCAAGAAAUUCUCUGUGGAUGGCGUCUUCAAUUACACCUCGCUGUUGCUCAGCCAGGAGGACGAUAUGCUGUAUGUUGGAGCCAGGGAGGCUCUUUUUGCCCUCAGCCUUUCAGACAUCAGCAAGACCAAACUGCAGAAAAAUUUGACAUGGGGCACUCCUGCUGGAAAGAGAGAGGAGUGCAGCUUUAAAGGGAAGAAUCUACAGACUGAUUGCUUCAACUACAUCAAGAUUCUGCUGCGGCUAAACAGCACUCAUCUUUAUGUGUGCGGCACCUAUGCCUUCAGUCCCAUCUGUGCCUACAUAAACACGUCGACAUUCUCGCUGGAGAAAGACGAGAUGGGUGAAGUCGCGAUGGAGGAUGGGCGCAGCCGGUGCCCCUUCAAUCCAGAGUACAAAUCCACUGCCAUCAUAGUUGAUGGAGAGUUGUACGCUGGCACUGUCAGCAACUUCCAGGGUAAUGAACCUGUAAUUUACAAGAGUCUGGGGCAGGGCACGGCCUUGAAGACAGAAAACUCUUUAAACUGGCUGCAAGAUCCAGUCUUUGUUGGGUCGGCUUACAUCGAGGAGAGUCAGCCGGCUGGUAACCCGGUGGGUGACGACGACAAGAUAUACUUCUUCUUUAGUGAGGCGGGAAAAGAAUUCGACUUCUUCGACAACACCAUUGUGUCGAGGAUCGCUCGCGUGUGUAAGGGUGACAAGGGAGGCGAGAGGGUGCUGCAGAAGAAGUGGACCACCUUCCUGAAGGCUCAGCUCCUGUGUUCCCUCCCUGAUGACGGCUUCCCCUUUAACAUCAUCCAAGACAUGUUUGUCCUGAAGCCCACAGGAGACAGCUGGGAGAACACUGUUUUCUACGGGGUCUUCACCUCUCAGUGGUAUAAAGGAGCGUCAGGCAGCUCGGCAGUGUGUGCUUUCACCAUGGCCCAGGUGGAAAGAGUCUUCAGCGGGCGCUACCGAGAGGUGAACAGGGAGACCCAGCAGUGGUACACCUACAACCAUCCAGUCCCAGAACCACGGCCUGGGGCGUGUGUGACAAACCACGCUCGGCAAAUGGGCAUCCACUCAUCCUUACACAUGCCCGAUAAGGUGCUCAACUUUGUCAAGGACCACUUCCUGAUGGACAGUGUGAUCCGCAGUCCUCCGCUGCUUCUGAAGCGCAGCGUGCGUUACACACAGAUCGCCGUGCACAAGAUCCAGGGCAUGGAGAGGGCCUACGACGUCCUCUUCAUUGGGACAGAUGAUGGGAAGCUACAUAAGGCCAUCAACACCAAUGACAAAAUGCACAUUAUAGAAGAAAUGGUUCUGUUUCCUAAGCCUCAGCCAGUGCAGCAUAUUGAACUGGAUCCUCAGAGGGGCUUACUGUUUGUGUCGUCCUAUUCUGGUCUUGUGGAAGUACCUGUGGCGAAUUGUUCAAACUACCAGAGUUGUGGAGAGUGUGUUUUAUCCAGAGACCCUUACUGCGCAUGGACUGGACGGCUCUGUCGGGACGUCAGGAUGGCUCCACCCGAUAGCCACUGGCAGCAGGAUGUGGAAGAUGCUGACACCUCGGCUAUUUGCAACAGAACGUUUCCCAGCCCGCGUUCCACCAGAUUGUCAGCCUCCCGUGGUUCCCGAUGCCAGCUCGUAACCAUCCAAGCCAACACCUUUAGAGUCCUGCCCUGCAAACUUCGAUCCAACCUGGCACAGAGGAAAUGGCGCUACAGCGAGAGCGCCAGCCAGUUCCUCUACGCCACGCCCGAGGGUAACCUGGUAGUGGUGGCGCAGGGUGAUAGGCUGGAGACCUAUGAGUGCUGGUCAGAGGAAGAGGGUUUCCGCCAGUUGUUGGCCAACUACUGCAUAAGGGCAGAGCCCCGCCAGGAGAGCACCACAAUGAUUGGCCACUCACGUACACCGCAUAUUGAACAUGAGGAGACCAUCAUCCUGCCCGGCGAGUCGCGAUCGACGCAGAUCCACACCAAGACCUACUGGAAUGAGCUGAUUGGGGUUUGCGCUCUGUUGGCAUUUUCUCUGGUGGUGUUUUCCUUGUUCGUUGUCUACAGAAACCGGGACCGUAUGAAGUCCAUGCUGAAGCAGGGUGAAUGCCCCAACAUGCAGCAGAAGAAGCCAAGGAUAGUGGGAAAGCCUGCUGAGAGCUUGCCCCUCAACGGCAACACUAUUCCAGUCUCCACUUCUGAUCACAAGGGCUACCAGACGCUGAAUGACAACUAUAUCUGCAGCACGCCGACCCACGAGUCCUCGCCAGACAACAGUAAGAGUUUCUCCGAGUCAUCAGACAGGCGGCCACUCAACUUGAAGGAGAGCCACGUGGAAUACUCCCCCACCUGCCCCCGGCCCAGAGUAAGGUUAGGCUCUGAGAUUAAAGACUCUAUCGUGUGAGAGCACACACGGAUGCUCCAGAUGUUACCCUGUAUCUCUAUGGGGGGGGGUACAGGCUGAAGGAGAGGAGAUGUCUCGCAUCACGUUACUCCUACAUCACAGCACAUCUCUUUUGUUCCCGUGUCAUCUUUGUUCUGUGAUCAGUACGGAGUUCAUUUUCUUUAGCCACUUCCACUCCUACGCCAAGCGACUGGUUGUCUUACGUAUCGGUCGAAAAGUCCUGUUGUAUGGGUGAGAAAACGGCACGGUGUUCCUGUUUCAACCAGGAUCAGUGAACCAUGGCAGCUGAUUAGAAUAGUUUUAACACAGUAGUUAUAGCACACUUCGUUUGCUUGAGUAUUUCUCCUCGUCGGUCACUAGUGGAAUAUGUGCAUGUGAGCCUGUGUGUUCAUCCACAUACCUGUGCGCGCCCUGCAGAAGAUGACCGUCCUCUGUUUUUAAGCGGACGGGUCACGAAAACCAUGUUACAUAUGUCAUGUUUCUUCACCAAGACCUCACAUAUGGGAGAAUUUAAUUCCUUCAGCCCUUCCAUGAUGAUCUCCACAUGAUCCAAGCAAGUCAGAAGCACAUUGGUUUCUCUUGUUUGCUGUAGAAAUGUCCGACUGCAUUAGACUAAUGGUGACGAAAGAGAAAGAUCCGGCAGACCAAGAGACAGGGCCUCACUUUGGUUAGACGAAGCCUUUUUCAUCCUUCGGAACUAAAAUGAAGAAAGCAGACACUUGGCCAUCGUUCAACAAAUGUUAUCAGAAAUGUUGUUCCAGGGCUCGAGUUUUCCUCCUGGAAGCAUGCCGAUCUUCAGUUGGACUUUCCCAUUCAUUAGAUACAGCAACUGUAUCAUGAACAUUGCAAGGAAAAAAAACGUUUUCAGUUUUUUUCUGUUUGUUUUUCUUUAAUCGAAGAACACCUCUACUCAUCUGAAGUAGACCAGUCUUCAGUGUUAUACUGUAGAGGCAAUAUCGUCAUGGGUUAUUGAGUCAAAUUUGACAGAUGCUCUUUCUCUGAGGCAAAUUUGACUGAGAAAUGUAUCAGAGAGACUCGGAGAACAUUCUAGUUAGGCAAGGAGGGUAUAAGAUAUAGCCAAGGAGAACAGCAGUACCCACAGGUAUAUCAUGUCCACGGCAGCACCAAAAUCAAAAUGCGUACUGUGCCAAAAAUGAUCUUGAUUGUCUGAUUUAAAUGCAAUAUUACCAUUCUUGUAUGACCACUCCGUCUCAUGCCUUCUGUUAGCGUUGAUCACUAUCGAAAACUGCCCAGGUUGCUUCACCAGAAUUGGGCUUCACAGAAGUAUCUAAAAAGCUAAAAAUCUGUUGCAUCCAUCCAAAACUGCAAGGAAUUUAACAGGAUUGGCGAAUUCAAAAGACAAAUACGUUUUGAAUUCGAGCGUGAGCAAAAUGGAUGCUAAUAGGAUGCUGAAAAACGUGACAAUGGGAAGAGACCCAUACAGCUUCACCGGGUUAAUGGUUGACAUAUAAUUUUGAAAUGUUGGCAUCUCUCUCUUUGUUGGAAAACUCAUCCGUUAGUUGACAUUCAAAUGUUAUUUGCAUGGUUAGCAUUUCAAAAUGGCACUAAUAGGCAAUUCUAGCUGCAAACUAUUAAGGUGGCAAAGACUGAUAUUAAUAAUGUGAACAAUACUGACAUGCCCUCAGUAGUAUUACAGAUUUGUUUUUGUUUGUUGUUUUUUCCUCAAUAGGAGAAGUGCCUGGCAGUUAAAAAAAAUACUUCAAGAAUUAAAAUGGCGAGGAAUAUGUUGAGAUCUAAAUAUAAUUUCACUGCAGAGAUUGGUAAAACUGAACCAGGUCGGCUGUAGUUGGGUGGGGGGGAUUUUUUUUUCCAACUUGUUAGUCCAGACUGCAGUUGUUGUAUCUCGGGAGGCAGGUGUGUAAAGCUCUGUAUCACCUGAGCCUAAUCAGUCCCGGUUGCAUUUCUGCAACACAUGCAUUAACCACUCUCAUUACCAAGACGAGGCCAUGGAAAAUGUGAAAGCACAAGUGAUCUAGGCGUUGAACACUAUCAGGUUCUUUGCACAUUUCAAUAAGAUUUUUUUGGAUUUAGAGCAGGAGAGCAUUUUUAGAAACAUGACUACUGAGAAAUAAAGGGUCUGACUGAUCAAGAGAAGGAGGUGUUGUAAAAUUUAAUUGUUAUUAUGACAGGGACCAUUGCAGCCGUUACAAACACUAAUAUUGCAAACACAUUUGCUGACAAUUUGUCGAGACUUAAAAAUCAGAUUUUCCAAAGAUGUAGGAAGCUGUAUUUAUUGUAUGCUCUAUUUCUGAGGUAAAUGCAUUUCCAGGGCCAUAAAGUCAACGUGGCAGCAUAUAUAUGUUGUGGAAUGUAUCACCACUUCACUGUAUUGACCAAGUUAGCCUGCAGUAUGUACUCUUAACAUCAUACAGAAUAAAUAUUUUAUUAUAUUGAACACUGAGGAAAUGACAUAAAGCUAUGUCUGCUAAAAAGUUGACAAAGUAAUUGCACAGAAAGCAUACUGCGCAAUAGUGGUCAGUGUUUCUGUUUUGUUUUUUUGUUGUUUUUUUUUGUUACAGUUUUUGUCUUGUAUAUAUCUGUAAUUGUGUAUUUUUAAGGGACCUUGUGCAAGAUGUGUUGUAGCGAGAGUUUUGAAACUACAGAGUGCACACUGCUGAUUUUAUUUUAUUUUUUAUUUUGUUUUCAUAGUGCUUUACUGCCUUGCCUACUCCAGCUUACAUUUUCCCUCUUGUACAAAACAUCACAUACUCGUCAGUUCAAUUCCCGGGCUUGCAUUUAUCAAGCAUGUCAGAGUUGGCAUUUUAUCAAUUUAACUUUUUAUGUGAUAUCAAUCUGUCUUAAUUCUAAUCCUGUACGUUUUCACUGGCCGACCGGCUUGGAUAAAAACGAGGGAUGCAGUCACUUUUCAAACACGUCUGAAAUACACAGGUUCUGUCGGCCACGGUGAAGUUCACCACACUGAAAGGUACGAGUCCGUAGCAAGCCUGUGGUUUGACGCCUGAGCUGAAACCACUUAUACGCUUGCGUAGCACGCACAGUUGAGUCCCUUGGUUAAUAAUGAAUGAGGAGGUCGCCUACCUUGAGAUGCUUGAUAGAUAAAGGCCGCAGCACAUUUUCAAAAUGCCUUUGGAAGUAACUUUGUUCUGCCUUCAGCCAUGUGCCACAUUUUACACCACUCAGCAAUGACCUCACCAACGGCAGUGCGGUGAAAGGCUUGAUUGUAGCCCUUCGUGGGCACACUUAACUCACCUCACUGCUACGCAACACGGGUUGACCGCAGAAUGGAUCCACCUUAGCCACCCUGCAAACUACCUGCAACCGACAACACUGGGAGCUGCUCAAAUACGCUUCUCCUUUCAAAACCUUCUGCUUCUGUCGGUUACUCCCCUCUCUGAGCACAGUUUUAGCUAUUUGCCAGUCUUGCACGGAGACGCAAAUGUUGCAGUACAACACUACUUUGUUCAUUUGGCUUCGUUGACUGUGUCAAGAGGUAAAGUAGAAAUGAGACACAUGCGUUCAGUUUAAAAAGCAGUAAAGAAUAAUAUCAAGACGAUUAAUGUUUUUUUUUUUAAAGGUUGAGUUUUGAGCAGCUCUCCAGUAAUUGCAACAUAUUGUACUGUACAUGAAUGUAGCCAAGUGAUAUAUAAUAGAUCACAUAUUUUGCAGAACAUCAAGGUUACACAAGUCUAUUUUCUUAAAAAGCCUUAAAAAGUAGGCAAUCCAUUACUUUAGUUUUUUUUUUGCAAUGGUCACACAAGGAAACGGCACACUAGAAAAAAGCAAAACUGGUCAUUUCGUUCGCUGUGUCAUGUGUUAUGGUCAAAUGCAAGCACAGCUCCAGAUACUCCAUGUCGGCCAUGAGACACGGCAGCAACGGCUUUGCCUCAGCAUUGUGACAAUACUGAACACCAUAAGCUUAGUUGAUUGAAGAACUAUUAGACUAAUGUGGUCUCGUAAACCUGCAUGAAAAUUUGUUUUUUAUUGAAUCUGUUGAGUACAAAAAAUGUUGUGAACUGUAUUUUUUGUAUCAUACAUUGAUAUUGUGAUUGUUGUUUUUAUUAUAUUGUAAAUAAAAAGCACUUUAUUUUAAUUUUCUAAGAAAUUAAUAAAAUACAUGUUAUAAAA